AUGGGUACCCCUCCAUCCCCAGAGACAGACACCUGUGACAAAACCAAGCCCAUCACCAUCGAAGUCCACGGCCUAAAAGCAAAGAUCUACCUAAACCGUCCAGAAGAGGACCCCAUCCCAUCUCACUAUCUCCAAAAGGCAGAACAAAUCCCCUCCACCGACCGCCCAAUCUGGCGCUUCCGAGGCCGCGAAGACGCCCGCAACGUCAACCUCAGCAGGUAG
Aspergillus candidus is the source of this 222-nucleotide messenger RNA. RefSeq lists its product as uncharacterized. The transcript is spliced from 2 exons. The coding region runs from base 1 to 222 and encodes 73 amino acids. The record is from RefSeq and is a predicted model, not a curated record. Lineage: Eukaryota; Fungi; Ascomycota; Eurotiomycetes; Eurotiales; Aspergillaceae.